UCCAAAAUUGUUGAAAUGGACUACAUUUGACCUUUGAUGACCUCUGGCGACCUGACCUUUGACCUGACCCAAAAAACUUUUUGGUAUCCCGAUGCCAAACCGAGACCAACUUGGUGUUUGGUAUUUCAAUGUGAAUGUAUUUGGUAUUUUGUUCGUAUUAUGAACCCUCACUCAAGUAUGAGGUUGAGAAAUCGGUAAAAAGUUGGCACUUCCCUUAUGUUUUCAAGUUGGUUCAGUUUCGGUAUUUCCUUACAGUGUUGAUUGGUAUUUGUUUAGGUAUCGAUAUUCCGAUUAUCUUUAAUUGACAUCACCAAUAUAUCGUAUAGGUAUCAUUUAUAUACUGCUAAUUGCAAUACCACAUUCAAAAUAUUAUUUGUUUCGAUGCGACAGGUGAUCGAGCAGAAGCUGUUGGAAGAAAUGCUGAGCGCCGGACAGGAGGAGAAGCGCCUGGCGGUGGAGGCCGGUGACAUCCUCCCUGAUGGCACGCCGUGGAUUACUGUUGUCGUGGACGGUAGCUGGGGCACUCGAAGCCACGGCCACAAGUACACGUCACAUGGCGGUAUGGCAGCUGUGAUCGGUCUGCGCACCAAAAAGCUCCUGUUUUACGGUGUGCGUAAUAAGUUCUGUAGUGUGUGUGCUCGGGCGGGCAGCAGCGCGGGGGCUCCAGCCCAUAAGUGCUUCCGGAAUUGGGUGGGGACGUCCACCGCGAUGGAGUCAGACAUCAUCAUUGAGGGCUUCAACCGUAGCGAAGAGAUGCACGGGGUGCGAUUCAUCGAGUUCAUAGGAGACGGCGACUCAUCCGUAUACAAGAACAUUCUGUCCUACGUAUCCUAUGGACGAAACGUUCGAAAAGUAGAAUGUGCAAACCAUGUCACGAAAUGCUUUACCUCCGCACUGUACGACAUAGCCAAACAAAACAAGGAAGCCAAAAAAGUCUUGUCAAAAGUCAGGAUCAGCCGCAUGAAAAUAUGUGUCAGAAAAAUGAUAAAGCACAGAGCACAGGAACGGAUGGAAUCCAAUGGUGAUAAAGAUCAAAGCGCCCGUACCUUGUCAUCAGAUGUAAAGAACGCCUCCUUUCAUGUUUUAGGACACCACAACAAAUGUUUACCAUAUUACUGCAAUGUAGUCAGCGGCAGUGUGGCAUGUCCUCCUCCUGAGACAGAGAUUUCUACAGAACUGAAAAUCUCGCUCCUCAAAGCGGCAGAUGUUGUGUGCAACAAAAGUAGAAGUCUUGUCGUUUACGACGCUACCAGCAACCUAGAAAACUUGAUGUCGCAGGUGGCAUCAAGUUUUCUGUUGUCUACCAGCAACAGAAAACUUGAUGUCGCAGGUGGCAAAAACCCUCGGCGGUAAACGGGUCAACCACUACCAGAAACGUGGGUACCAUGACCGCUGUGCCGCAGCAGCUUUAGCCUUCCAGUCCGGCAGCCAGAUGCACAUCGAUGUUUUCAAACAAAAAUAUCAAAAAAGUCCAACAAAGAUCAUGAAAAAAUAUGUCAAUGUCGCUCAAAAGAAACGUCUCCAACGUCCCAACGAUCCGGCCAAAAGGGUUAGCAGAUACGUCCGGCGUUCUCUCGCGGGGACAGAUGGGGACUACGGACCCAGCUGUGCAGCACCCGACUUAGAGGACCGCGAUAUUCAGCAAUAUCAGCUCAAAACAAAGGAGUUCUUAGACAACCUAGGAAGCACUGCUGUGGAGCGUGCCCAAAUCGCUGAGAACACUGCUGAUGACAAGGAAGAGUGGCACCGCGAGCGACGCAAACGCGUCACUGCGACAACCUUUCACCAAAUAGCGAAUAUGCGAGACUCAACGUCAAACAAAAACAUCAUGAACAGACUUCUUUACGAUACAACAAAAGAUUUAGAUACACCUGCUCUGCAGUAUGGCCGCGUCAACGAGGAGCUAGCUAUACAAGCAUAUGAAAAGCAAACAAACACUGAAGUGAAAAGACCAGUUGGGCUGGUAGUGCACCCGAAGCAUCCAUUUUUGGCCGCCACUCCUGAUGGAAUCGUUUCUGAUGACAUCAUAGUAGAAGUGAAAUGUCCCAAAAGUGCAGAGAACACUUCACUGGAAAGACUGGCUGCGUCUUCUAGUGGACUAACUAGUUUUUUUCUUGACGACAAACUUGAGCUAAAAAAGAGUCACCAAUAUUACACCCAAGUUCAGUGCCAGUUGGCUUGCACUGGUGCAAAGUUCUGUGACUUUUUUGUCUGGACACCAAACGAAACGUCAUGUCAGCGCAUAGCUGCUGACGAAACGUUCAUCGCAAACAGACUGGAAAAAGUGAAGGCAUUUUAUGAUGAGUGCAUCGUGCCUGAAAUGAUUGAUCCCCGCAAAGCACGACACAUGCCGUUCCGUGAGCGGUCAAGGUAUAGGGAGCCCAAGGGCAAAAACGUGAAGUAA
This is a messenger RNA of Amphibalanus amphitrite, 2404 nucleotides long. RefSeq lists its product as uncharacterized. Bases 1322 to 2404 code for a protein of 360 amino acids. The record is from RefSeq and is a predicted model, not a curated record. Lineage: Eukaryota; Metazoa; Arthropoda; Thecostraca; Balanomorpha; Balanidae. The transcript has a single exon.